AUGAAAAGUGUGGAACAGUUAUUUCCUCAAUAUGAAAUUGUCAAUAUACUUAAAUAAAACUAAUUUAAGAAGUCAAUUAUAGUAAAAAGAAGUGGUUAUUAUUACAUGUUGAGAAUAUUUACAUUAGAAGGUAUUCCAAAAGAUAGAGUAUAAAGUAUAAUUAAAAUACUCUCUAAGUUAUCUAAUCAUAAAAAUUCACAUAUUAUUAAGUUUUAUGAAGCAUCUUUUGAUUAAGAUAUGAAAUAUUUAGGGUAUUAGUGUAAAUAUAUUUGAUGAUUAGAAUAGUAAGUGAUUAUUUGGAUAAAUAAUAUGAAUAUCCUAUGAAUGAACAAAUAAUUUGGAAGGUAAUAUAAGAAGUAUCAAUAUUAUUUAUAUAGAUAUCAUAAGCCUUAUAAUUAUAUCAUCCUAAAAGAGUUCAUGGGAAAUUGUAAUUAUCAAAUAUAUUUUAAACUCAAACAAAUACUAUAUUAGGAGAGAUGAAUAUUCUUUUUUAUUUACAUUAACAAAAUUAUACUGAUACAUAUUUAUUGGCUCCAGAAUUCAUCAGAACAUAAACAUAUAAUUAUAAAUCUGAUAUUUGGAUGAUUGGAUAUAUGUUAUAUUAGAUGAUGUUCAAAGAUCCAUUAAUAGUAGCUAACAAUGUUGAUGUUUUAUAAAAGAAAAUUCUAAAAGGAAUUCAUAUAACAUACAAUCCUAAUUACAGUCUUAAUUUAAAUAAUUUAUUAAAGUUGAUGUUAUGUUAUGAUCCUGAACUUAGACCUAAUAUUGAAUAAAUCUUUAUAUAUACCUAAUAAGCUUAAUGUUCUUAAGAUGAAAUCAAUUUGAAUAGAAUUCUACCAAAAUUUAAAAUAGAUAAAUUGGUAUUAUACAAAAAGAGAAUUGAAUAAAGACAAAAACCUAUUUAGAAUAUUAUAUAUUUAAGUUAAGAUCAUUACAAAUAACCUUAUUUCCCUCCUUCUAAGGUCAAAAAGUACAAUUAACAAUCAAAAUCUAAAUUACUUACUUCAGUUUCAGAUUUACAUUAUGUAUAAAAAACUAUGUAUUCAUUAUCAUUGCCAAAAGUAUUAAAUUAUUAAUUUAGUAAAUUAAAUAUUAAAGAGAGUCUUGAAUAAUUUGAUAUGUUAUUUAAUAUUAUUAUUAGAUUCUAGUCUAUAAACUAAAUAAUAGUAANACAUGUUGAGAAUAUUUACAUUAGAAGGUAUUCCAAAAGAUAGAGUAUAAAGUAUAAUUAAAAUACUCUCUAAGUUAUCUAAUCAUAAAAAUUCACAUAUUAUUAAGUUUUAUGA
Molecule: messenger RNA, 1286 nt
Organism: Paramecium pentaurelia
Lineage: Eukaryota; Ciliophora; Oligohymenophorea; Peniculida; Parameciidae
Source: the annotation of a GenBank genome assembly